CAUCUUCUCCAAAGGACUUUUGAGUUUUGAGAGAGAGAGAGAGAGAGAUUAGGGAGAAGCUAAAAGAGAGAUUGAAAAAUGAUGAAGUUGAGGUCAAAGAGGUUUUGCAGAAGCAUCUCAAAGCUCCGUGGAGGUGGUGUUAGUAAUGGCAACAGCAGCAUGAAAGGAGGUGAUCAAAACGCUGGGUCUGAAGGCGUAGGCGAUAUCAAAUGGGAACUCCGACCUGGUGGCAUGCUUGUCCAAAUGAGAAACAUGAGUACUGGUGAGAGUGUGGGAGAAGGGAUUAUUACAGUUAGGGUCUCAACUGUCUCAAAAUGGCAUGACAUUUCCAUUGAAGCCACUUCAACUUUUGGAGAGUUGAAGAUGAUAUUGUCAUUGGUGACUGGUUUGGAGACAAGGGAGCAGAGGCUACUGUUCAAAGGGAAAGAGAGAGAGGAUGGUGAAUAUUUACACAUGGUUGGGGUUAGAGACAAGGACAAGGUGCUGUUGCUGGAAGAUCCAGCUACCAAGGAGAGGAAACUACUCUAUGGCUUGGCAGGGGGCCCAGCCAUUGGAACACCCUGCAGUUGUACCAUUAGUGUAUGAAAAUUAAAAUGAUUUUUCAUUACUAACACUAAAACCAAAAAAUUGCACAAAUAUGGUGAUGGAUCAUGAUCAUAUUCCUUCUUCAACUUGCGGCUAUAUUAGGGACUCCCUGGCUUGUAUUAAUAUUUGCAUCAUGUGUCGGAGUGAGCAAUUUUUAAAUGCUUAAGCUAAUUAUGCACAUCGAUCUUCUCAUCAUGUGCAAGUUGCAAAUGGCUUAUUAUGUUAAUAGAAAUGUUGAUUUCUGGUGUUAUAUAAA
This is a messenger RNA of Carya illinoinensis, 841 nucleotides long. Its product is annotated as BAG family molecular chaperone regulator 2-like. The coding region runs from base 79 to 585 and encodes 168 amino acids. The transcript is spliced from 2 exons. NCBI's taxonomy places the organism in Eukaryota, Viridiplantae, Streptophyta, Magnoliopsida, Fagales, Juglandaceae. The record is from RefSeq and is a predicted model, not a curated record. Gene Ontology annotation, molecular function: protein binding.